UAUCUACGACGGUCAGUCUACAUUCUAGGGCGCUUCCUUGCACAGUGUAUUAGGUAUGAGCUAUCGUUCAGGAUGACGAUAAAAAUUGAAAUUGUGCUCACGAGUGGAUCCGACGGGACGUUCUACCCCGGCCAGGAGGUUUCCGGCGAAGUGCUCGUAGUGUUAACCAAAACGAUCAAAGUUUCCAGAAUCAAAUUAGCCGUAUACGGUGUUGGAGUGGCGGAAUGGAGCGAACCAAUCGUUGAAAAUGCUCGAUUCCUAAAUCUGGAACAGUUUCUUUUCCAGACGAACAACGAUGCCUCAAAUGUGGCGUAUUUUGGUAAAGAGCGCUACAUGUACUCGGAAUUGAUUCUGUGCAAAGUGAAUGACUUUGUCCCAGCGGGUGGUUACACGUACGGAUUUGCCUGUCCACUUCCAGAGAACAUACCAGCCUCGUUCGAAGGAACCGACGGAUACAUCCGCUAUACGAUACUUGCAACUGUGGAGCGUCCCUGGAAGCAAUCAAAGAUAUUCACGCAAAACUUCCAAAUCUCACGACACCUCGAUCUGAACAACGAGUCUUUAUUCCCCAUAAAAGCAGAACACACCAAGUCGAUAGGAUGCUGGCCCUGUCUAUCCACCGGUCAUUUGUCCCUCUCGGUGCAGUUGCCCUCGAACGGAUUCGUGCCAGGCCAAAUCAUCUCCACCCACAUCCAGGUCCACUGUAGGCGGAACAUCAAAAUCCGAAGCGUCACAACGGUCCUCAUCCAGCGAACCAUCUACAACGCCAGAGCGCCAAAACCGCGCCAACGGAUCGAGAACCAGGUCGUGUGCAAGAACGUUUCCGCCGGAAUCCGAAUGCCCGAGGGAGGCGCCGUGGCCGAGGACCAGCUGCAAGUGCCCUGGAUGUUGCCCACCAGUUGCAACUCGAAGAUCAUCAAGAUCUGCUACGAGCUGAAGGUGGCCCUGGAGCUGGACACGUGCUUCCUGCAGGAUCCGCACGCGAUCGUGACCAUUCCGGUUGUGAUAGGGACCGUGGCGGAGCGGGACGCUUCGGAGCUGUCCGAGUGCGAAUCGAUACAGCUUUGGCCGAGUAAAACGUGAGCGGAGUAG
Culex quinquefasciatus (southern house mosquito) is the source of this 1092-nucleotide messenger RNA. Its product is annotated as arrestin domain-containing protein 17. The coding region runs from base 73 to 1083 and encodes 336 amino acids. The transcript has 3 exons. NCBI's taxonomy places the organism in Eukaryota, Metazoa, Arthropoda, Insecta, Diptera, Culicidae. Gene Ontology annotation, cellular component: cytoplasm. Gene Ontology annotation, biological process: protein transport. The record is from RefSeq and is a predicted model, not a curated record.